This is a messenger RNA of Guyanagaster necrorhizus, 1746 nucleotides long. RefSeq lists its product as uncharacterized. Bases 57 to 1523 code for a protein of 488 amino acids. Gene Ontology annotation, molecular function: protein binding. The transcript has 2 exons. NCBI's taxonomy places the organism in Eukaryota, Fungi, Basidiomycota, Agaricomycetes, Agaricales, Physalacriaceae. The record is from RefSeq and is a predicted model, not a curated record.
UCAUUGCCCUCCCCAUCGUUCAGGCGCCCUGAUCCUCUCCUAUUCCUGUUCUUGCUAUGAUGGAACACGACAUCGAGGUCGACUAUGACUAUGCUGACGAUGACGAGACUGGUCUCGCAGAUCAUUCCCGCAAGUUGUCUCGCCCAGGGGACGUCGACGACGACGAAGACGCCGUCUCUUUAGGGCCUGACGAGGACGAACCUGGCUACUACCACAAAGACUCUUACCAGAAUGAUACAUUUCCGUCUGAAGAUGGGGAUGCGGCCGACGCCAAUGAUGAUGGCACGCCUUCAAGCUCGACGCCACAUUCAACCAAUCUUCCUCAGCACAAGCCACAACCGUCGACGAGGGAGAAUUCAGUGAAUUCUCCUAGAAAUACCACCUCUCCUCAGCGUUCUCAUUCUCAUAUCAAUAUCAUUCAUGGGUUGCCUCCAAAACCCGUAGUGGCCAACGUCCCUUUUUUGCAUCCGUCACACCCAUCGCUCAUCGAGGCCACUGCAAUGUCGCGUACCACCGCGAAAACUAAAACUUCAUCAGGUAACAAUGGAUUUGCGGCAAAGCCACCUUCUUCUGUAGAUGCGAAGGAAUUACCGUUGGACUGGCAAAUUCGCAAGUCGCACAACGGUGAUAUGUAUUACUACAAUACCAAGACCCAUGUCUCUACGUGGGAACGACCCGUGCGAAAUGGUUUGCAAGAUGACAAAACUUCUCAGCCCAUGCAUUUCCCGACUUCCGGAAGCUCAGGACCCAAAGAUCUUUCCUAUGAAGAUAGGCAUUAUCGUCCGGGAGAGAAUGGCGCACCUCCUGGAGAUUCUCGUCCUCCUGUUUUACCUCCAUCGAACAGGGGUGGUACUACUGAUACAUGGUUUGGUAGCGCUGUGGCUCCAAGCUAUGACUCGCGCACACCACCGGAUUCUCCUCAGCAUGGAGAUCAGCUCAGGUCGCCACUUCCGAUGCCGCAGCGUGGACGUCGUCGACGCCAUGCUAAUUACGAUGGUGAAGCCAUCAACAGUCAUGGCGAUUCUCGUCGUCCAAUGACACCUCCUCGACGAACUGAAACAGAUACUCUUCAAGAGUCCAGGCGACAACCCCGUGUGCAUGACUAUGAACCGCCUCAAGCACAAUCUAAGUUUCCAAUAGAGAGGGAGAAACUACCGGUGCGACAAGAGCCCUCCUCACGCAACAACCGUGGUAAUCCGCCGGAGCGGGAACCCCGUGAUUCGCAGCCUCAAAAUACCACUUCCAGUACGUUAAUCCGCCUCAUCAUGCACUCUUCCCCCUUCUCCAUACGUGCAUCUGUAUGCGCUCGCGCUGUGACCCGCAUGUAUGCUGUAUUCAUGGGUGCGCUAUCAUGUUACGCAUCGUUCCCGAUCCCUUCCCCUCACUCUGCUGUUGCCGACAUAAGGACGCUCAUCAUGGACUCCCUCUGUUUCUUCCCUUUCAUCCCCUCUUUUCUCCUCAUGUAUCCAUUCCUCAUGUAUAUUUGUUCUCCCAUAUCCUCCUUCCUUUUAAACAGGACAUAGAUCUCCACCGCCUCCGUCAUUUGAACCGCCACCGCCUUCGCAACGUUCGUCCAAAAGAGAUAGGCCGUCGCGCUUUGGUGGUCCUAUCGAGGCGACUCCUGCCCUCGCGUCGCAUCCUCCUUCGAGGAUUGCUGAUGUGCCUGAGCUCGUGCCGUUCCCCAACGGGCUCAAGGGACCACCGAAGCACAGCAGUGCCCCCCGUUCCACUUCGUCACCUCCUAUA